AUGGAUGAGAGGCCAAAUAAAGAGGCCGGAAAGCUCCGUUCCAACUUUGCGUGUGGAUACGACAGAGCUGAGGCGCCACCUAAGACUGAUCUCGAUCUCCAACCAAUCACACCCAAGCUGGAAGAGAUUCUGUCCAGAGUGUCAGUCAGUGACGUCAUCGCCUUUGGAGCCACUUGCAGCACCUACCACCAGCUGAGCCUAAGCUCCUCCCUCUGGAGACGGCUCUGCCAUCGCCAGGCAACGGGGACGCAGCAGCCUUCCGCUGCCCCGCCCAACAAGUGGCGAAGGACAGCCAUCUUGAAAUACUCCCAGGGCCUCCAGAUGCAGCGUUUGGGCAGUGGGUGGUCCCGGACUCCCCAGUGGUGCAGGUCCGGGGGUCCCUCUGUGUCCCUGGCCGUUGUUCCUCCCCUGGCACUGGGCUACAGAAGGUCCCUGCCAACCCGCGACCACCUUCUGCUGUUUGACUACCAGGGCACCGUCUUCCUGCUGCGCAACGCCGCGACAUCAUCGCUCCGCGGUCACAUGACUUGGAGGAGGGCCUCACGCCACACUGUGCUGUGUCAGAAUGCCAAAGAUUUUGCCGUGGAUCCCCGUAGCGACAACUCCUUCCGUCAGUACAUAUACGUCCUGGUGAGCCGUGCUAACAGUGGUGCAGAGGCCGUACCCCCCAGCUGGCCCGGCGCCCUCGGCUCGGCCCCCCCUCUCACCCCUCCGCGGUGUGACUGUGUGGAAGUGUACCAGCAGGACACCAGCCAGAGGGUGUUCCGGAUGACCUUUCACCCCUCCCUGACCUUCAUACAGCUCCGCCUCACCGGCUCCGAGGUCAACAGGGUCCUGCUGCUGCUCACUGAUUCUGGGAAGGUCUAUUCUCUGUCUGUGAAUGAGACCCUGUUGAACACGCCCCGUUCCUACACCGUGCAGCUGGCUCUGAAGAAGAUCAGCAUCUCUCUGCCUCACCUGCCCAUCGCUCAGGUCCAUUCCAGCUACAGCAGCAUCCUCUACCUCACAGGUGAGGGUUCAGUCUAUUUGGAGGUGCACUCUGUUGGUGUGUAUCGUCAGUUCAUUGGGACCCAGCAGGGUUACGAUCCCCAUGACAUCCACACCCCUCUGCCGCUCUCCCUGCCAUACAAGGUGGUGAAGUGCUCUCUGGGACUGAGCCACUUGUGCCUGCUGGACGAUUGUGGCCGAGUCUUCAUGCAGGGCAGCAACCGCUACGGACAGCUUGGCACAGGAGACAAGAUAGACCGCGGCGAACCCACGGAGGUGGUACUGUCCAUGACUCCAGUGGAGGUGUGGUGUGGACUGAACCACUCGCUCGCCCUGCUGCAAGGGGAGUCUGGAGUGAAGGAAGUACAGGGCUGUGGCUGUGGAGGAGGCCGCCGACUGCCCGGCUGCUCCAAGGGAAGCGCUGUGUUCAUCAAACUGAACAUCAAAGUGCCCCGUGCUGCCCGCUCUCUCUGUGCCUCCAAAGACUGCCUCUUCCUACUCUGUUGCCAUGACAUCGCCGAGCCCCCGCUGUUCCGCUGCCCCCCUCCUGUAAAGGAGGAGGAUGAGGAGGAAAGUGAGGUGGCGAGAGAUGAGAGGGAGAGGCUGAUCUGGCAACUAGCCCAGCUGAGGGAGUGUGAGAGUCUGAGGCGAAAGGUGGACAUCCUCCGCUGGGCUGUGCAGCGACACAUGACCAUUAACCCCGCCCACAGGGAGUUCCUGGUCCAAGCGCUGAUCGCCAUCCGGUCCGUGUCUGACGAGCCCAGCAGCCAAUCGUAACCACAUUCACCAACAAUGCCACUUUUUUCAUCCUAACAGAAUGUUUUUUUUUAUGCUGUAUGAAACAAUUGUGGCCAAAGACUCCAUCCACAUUUGAUGUUUUAUUUUGCUUAAUAAAAACAGC
This is a messenger RNA of Oncorhynchus mykiss (rainbow trout), 1888 nucleotides long. RefSeq names its product F-box only protein 24. The record is from RefSeq and is a predicted model, not a curated record. Gene Ontology annotation, molecular function: protein binding. NCBI's taxonomy places the organism in Eukaryota, Metazoa, Chordata, Actinopteri, Salmoniformes, Salmonidae.